Messenger RNA from Cyclocybe aegerita, 2466 nucleotides. The record is from the annotation of a GenBank genome assembly. Lineage: Eukaryota; Fungi; Basidiomycota; Agaricomycetes; Agaricales; Hemipholiotaceae.
AUGAUAAUAUUUCGGCCGACUCGACAUCUUCCUAAAGGAGAUAGAGAAAUAUCCCCUGUUCGCAAAAAGAUUACAUAUGUCGUACUCUCCGUGUUUUCUGCUACGACGAUGUUGCCGCGAAUAAGCAGAGGUGCACCGUUCCUACGACGCUCCUUUGCGACCCAAAUCUCGCAAGUGGUCAAAGACUGCAGCUCGAUAACGCCUCCCUAUGCCGCUCUUCUGCAGAAGCUUGACCAUGUCCGAAAGGUCCUUGACAGACCAUUGACUCUGGCCGAGAAGAUCCUCUAUAGCCAUAUAAUUGACCCAGAAGCGUCGCUUUCAGGCGGCGGGAGAAUACGGGGAGAGGCCUACCUGCAGCUACAACCAGAACGCGUCGCGAUGCAAGAUGCCUCUGCCCAAAUGGCUUUAUUACAAUUCAUGAGUGCAGGACUUGCGCAGACUGCCGUUCCCUCCAGCAUCCAUUGUGAUCAUCUUAUUCAAGCGGCAGAAGGUGCAGAAUCUGAUCUCAAGCGCUCUAUUGUGACCAACCAAGAGGUCUUUGACUUCCUGGAGAGUGCUGCUCGGAAAUAUGGAAUUGAAUUCUGGCGGCCGGGUUCGGGAAUUAUCCACCAAAUUGUGCUCGAGAACUACGCCGCUCCGGGGAUGCUCAUGCUUGGAACAGACUCGCACACUCCAAAUGCUGGUGGGCUCGGAAUGUUUGCAAUCGGAGUUGGUGGUGCGGACGCGGUUGAUGCUAUGACUGGAACGCCCUGGGAACUCAAGGCCCCAAAUGUCAUAGGAAUUCACCUGACCGGAAAACUGAAUGGUUGGGCAACGACCAAGGAUCUCAUCCUCUAUCUUGCUGGGAAAUUGACUGUGAGAGGAGGAACUGGAAGCAUUCUCGAAUAUUUCGGAACGGGAGUCGAAGAACAAUCAUGCACCGGUUUGGCAACUAUCGCGAACAUGGGAGCUGAAGUUGGGGCCACCACUUCAACCUUCCCAUACUCAUCCAACAUGCAUGCGUACCUGCAAGCUACUGGACGCUCUCCAGUAGCGGCGGCGGCGGACGUCGCAGCGGCAAAAGGAUUCUUGAGUGCAGAUAAAGGAGCAGAAUAUGACGAUGUGAUUGAAAUUAACUUAUCGGAGCUGGAGCCAACUGUCAACGGCCCGUUUACUCCUGACCUCGCCACUCCAAUCUCGCAAUUCGGCAAGUUUGUUCAACAGCAAGGGUGGAAGGACGAAUUCUCUGCAGCGCUCAUUGGAUCGUGUACAAAUAGUUCUUAUGAGGACAUGACAAAAGUGGCGGAUUUGGCACGCCAGGCGAAAGAAGCUGGACUGACCACCAAGGUUCCCUUCUUGUGCACGCCAGGGUCUGAGCAAAUACGUGCCACUAUCGAACGGGAUAACGUCACGUCUACGUUAGAAAGUGUUGGAGCCGUUGUCCUCGCCAACGCUUGUGGCCCUUGCAUAGGACAAUGGAGGCGAACCGAUAAGAAGGGUAAAGAGAAUGCAAUUUUGACGAGUUUCAACCGUAACUUCAAGUCACGGAAUGACGGCAACAGUCAAACAAUGAAUUUUUUGGCCUCACCAACCAUCGUAACUGCUAUGGCGUUCUCUGGAAAGCUCUCAUUCAAUCCUCAAACAGACAGCUUGAAUCUGCCGUCCGGCAAGCCCUUUAAAUUUGCCCCUCCUUCUGGUCAAGAUCUACCGUCUGCGGGAUUCACACAAGGAGAUCGCACAUACUAUCCUGAACCAAGUCCCAAACCUGAACCAGAGAUGGAGAUCGUGAUCAAGAGCGACUCUCAGCGACUGGAACUCCUCGAGCCUUUCUCAAGUCACUUUGGACCCUCGAACUCAAGGGGCCUUGAAUUGCCUUCUUUGAAGGUGCUCCUACGCGUUCGCGGCAAAUGCACAACUGAUCACAUCUCUGCUGCCGGCCCCUGGUUGAAAUACAAAGGACAUCUGACAAACAUAUCUGAGAACUUGUUAAUCACUGCUAUAAACGACGAAGGAGGGGAGAUGAAUGUCGCCUUCGAUAGAGAUAAUAACACCACUGGCACAAUCCCUGAGAUUGCAAAGCAGUUUAAGGCCAGAGAACAGCCGUGGGCCUUGAUCGUGGACGACAACUAUGGCGAAGGUAGCGCCAGGGAGCACGCAGCCCUUCAACCUCGUUUCUACGGUUGCGCUAUGAUUUUGGCAAGAUCUUUUGCUCGGAUUCAUGAAACUAAUCUGAAGAAACAAGGGGUUUUGCCCCUAUGGUUUGUCGACAAGGCGGAUUACUCCAAAAUUGGAUCUGGCGACGUGCUUGAGACCAUUGGUUUGGCUGACGCCUUUGAAGGCAAACCCAAUGCAUCAAUCAAGGUCAAGGUUACGAAACUCGAUGGGGUAACAUUUGAGAUCCCGACCAGACACACGAUGUCGGUUGACCAACUGAAGUGGUUACGGGCGGGAUCCGCUCUUAAUCACAUCCGUUCAACCAAAAUAUAG